Molecule: messenger RNA, 1663 nt
Organism: Didymodactylos carnosus
Lineage: Eukaryota; Metazoa; Rotifera; Eurotatoria; Philodinida; Philodinidae
Source: the annotation of a GenBank genome assembly
CCGGUCGAAAAAGUUUAGAAACAUCUGAUUUUGUUCAUUUUUUGAUGGACUUUGGAAUGAGACGUCAUUCGAAUAGAACGGAUAAAAUUUGACGAAGUUAUAGGCAAAAAAUCACGGAGGGCGCGUUUUUGAAAACCGAUACAUCUAAUUUUAUAAAUUCUAUAACUCGGCGAAAUCAAGUCCAAAUGACCUUAAAAUGUUUUCAUAACCCCAGUUUUGAUCAUAGAAUCCAAAAAUAGAAAAAGAUAUAUAGGUCAAAACUUUUCACUUGACAGCUUUUCUUGCUGGGCUGGUAGAACGUCUCUUAAAUAUUCUCUCUAUUAGAAAAUUUGUUAUAAUCACGUGAAGGGCUUUGUUCAAAGAAUUCUUUAGGCAACAGAAAUUGAACUCUAAUUUGGUCUAUAACAGACUCAAAAAACUUUGACUUAGUCUCUGAAAAGAACAAGUAAUUGCUUCUUUUUUUGACUAAUAAGAGAAACAAGUAACAUACAGGACAUUAAAAGUAUAAGAAAGAUACUAACUAUGAGCAGCAACAAUUACUGUGAAACGAAGGUUGAUGACGAGCAUGAUGCAGGCGAAGGCGGCGAAUCUAAAUUAUAAACAAUAUUAGAGAAAAUAUACGUCAUUCAUGUUCACUUACGCUAUCUUAAUAUGACAAAAAGAAUUGCUUACAAAAGUAAAACAUAACGCAAAAACGCGUUUAAACACAAAGAGAAAAAAGGUUUAAUACAAAAGUAAAAAGAAACAGGUAAGUAUCUACGAUUAAUAUUGCAUAACUUGAAAUAAAACAUAGUAAGUUAAAAGAGAAUAUAAGUGAUAAUACAUACUAACAACAUCAUCGUUUUCGACAUUUAUUGUGCCUAAAUAAAAAUAACAGUAGCGUUCAAAACGAACAAAUUUUAGUAUUAGACAUAAACUACUUAUCUGAAGGUAUCUGCAGUGACUUGGCGUUUUUAUGGGUGUUGAUAAUGAGAAUACUGGUAGAAGAUAGGCAUGCACAGGGACGGGAAUAUCCCGAAAUUCUCGUGUCGGGAAUCCCGAACCCAAGAAUCCCGAAAAUCAGGAAUUCCGACACGGAAAUUUCGGGAUAUUCCCGUCCCGUUGCAUGCCUAGACGGGGUUACAAGUUUCCCAAAACCCGGUUUUUGAGAGGUUUUUGCAAAUGCAUAGAAGAUAAACACAAAAACGGGCUGUUCUUAGUACACUCAUGCUAAUUAAUUCCAUUAGGCAUUCUCGAUAAGUUGAUGAUAUUUCAUAGCUGGAAGACUCUAUUGAUAAUUCCUCUCUAAACUUUGAAUAAAGUUCGAAAAAACAUACAUUAUCAAAAACCUUUCUCAUUAUUCUCACGACACAGCGGCAAGCGACAAAAAAUUUAAAAUUCGGAAUCCUCAGUUUCGGGAAUCCCGAACUCGGGUGAAGGUGAGGGUGAUUCUGAAUUUUAAGUUGAAAAUGGAGAAAUUGGUGGUGAGAAAAGUGAUAUAAAAUGCGACAAACCACCAAAUGAUGCACCGAAUCCAGAAUAUGGUCAAGCUGUUAUUAAUUUAACUGAAUAUAUUUAUAAACCUUUAACAGAUGAUAAACAGCGGAACACACGUGAAAUAAAUAGUUUUAUUUCAACAUUAGAAUUAUAUGGGAUUGUAUUAAAUCUGCUAAUUUUAUGUUGA